This is a messenger RNA of Linum trigynum, 2478 nucleotides long. Lineage: Eukaryota; Viridiplantae; Streptophyta; Magnoliopsida; Malpighiales; Linaceae. The record is from the annotation of a GenBank genome assembly.
GAUUCUACUAAACAUACAAAGGACAAUCCUCUAUUUAAUUUAAAAAUAAUUUAACUAGACAUAUUUAUUCUCUUUUAUAUAUAUUUUUAAAAAUCAGUUGCAUUUGCAAUAUUUGUAUGUAGUUUGUUUGCUUGAGAUUUGAUGCUUAAAAUUCACAAUUAUAUUAGGGUAGCUAUUAAAAUUUAUGCUUAUAAUUUGCUUAAUAGUGUUUGUGAGGUGAAUUAUGAAAAUUGAAGACAUAUAUUUGUUUAUUUCGGCCAACUAAAGAAAGGUUUCAAUUUCUUUCUGAGCCGGCCCAUUACAAACAACAAUAGUUAGUUAAUAGGCCUCCUUGCAUGCGUCUAGAAAACAACCUCUGGACUUGGGCUCAUAUAAAGUGAGAAAAACGGUAAGAAAUAAAGCUGUACGUGUUGGGCUUUGGUUUAAUCUUUUCCGUUUCGUAAAAUCCACACAUGCAUGCAAAGCUGGCGAAGCAUGUUUUCGGAUCAUACAAAGUGGCAGCCACGUCGAGCACUUCAAAGCUGGAGCUGCUGAAGAGCUUGGGAGCUGAUCUGGCCAUCGAUUACACCAAGCAGAACGUGGAAGAGCUCAAUGAGAAGUUCGACGUCGUGUUCGACACAGUAGUGCAAAACGGGACCACCGCUGUGAAGGCAGCGAAAAGCGGCAGCGGCAGAGUGGUGGCGAUACUGCCGGUGCUACCGCCGGCGAGUUGGUUUGUGAUGAGCUCGAAAGGGAGUGCGUUGGAGAAGGUGAAGCCUUAUUUGGAGAGUGGGGAAGUGAAGCCAUUAAUUGAUCCAAAGGGUCCAACACUAUGUUUGGGAAGGGGUGUAAAUGGAAGGGGUGCAAGUUUGGAGGGGUAAACACAAGUUCCAAGGUGUUUACCCCCGUUUGGUUAUUUUGUAACAGUAGGGGGGUGCAAAACGUGAGCGUAAAUUCACUGUUUCGGCUUACCCCCAAAUUGGGGUGCAAGGGAAGGAAGGAAGGGAGGGGGAAGGGGGAGGAGGGGAAUUAUGAAUUUUUAAUUAGACUAUAAUUACAUAAGUUAUUAAUUUUUCUUAUAUCUAUAUUAGUGUAGAAGUUGUUUGGGGUUGACCGUUUGACUCAGAGAGCAAGUUUGUCAAUGUUCGCCUCGUCAAAUCGAUAUCUCUUAGUUGACCCGAAUUUGCAUUGAAAAUUAGAGAUAAGAAGCAUUUGUUGAAAAGAUAGAGAGGAACAGUUUAGUUAACUCGAUUUACUUUAAUAAGUAGUUAAAGCUUACAGAUUCGAACGUGUUUGACUAAGUUUGACCAUAUUCAAUUUAAAGUUAGGCACCAGAACCCCCUUAGGAUGACCAGUUACGAGUUGGAUUUCGAGUUUCGAGGUUGCUCGACCAAUGAUUAUUAUUGUUGUUAUAAAUAAUUAUAUUUGAGCAUUAUUAUAUAAUAAUUAUUUUUAUUAUUAUAUAUUGAAUUUUCAUGUUUGUGAUAAUAUUUUAUAAAUUGAUAAAUCUAUUUUAUAAAAAUAUAAUUACUUACUUUUUACUCUAUUUGCAACCCCCUACUUUUUCAUCCAAACAACAAUUUACCCCUCCACUUACACCCUCCACCAAGUUGCACCCCCAACAAUUUACCCCUCAACUUGUACCCCCUCGAACUUGCACCCCUUGUUGCCAAACAUAGUGUUGCCAUUUUCUCUAACUGUGGAGGCGUUUUCCCAUCUCAUGAGUCAUGACUGGGAGAGCUACAGGGAAAGUCGUCAUUCACCCUCUACCUUGAUUGUCUUGAUCUAUAUAUUAUAAAAAAAAGAGUGAUUGAGUGGAGCCAGGUAUUUGAGUUGGGUAAAGCGAACCGUGGAGGAUUGGGGUGUACAACAGUUUGGUUUGUAUCAUAUCGCAUCGGAUCAAACUGACACUUGUAUUGGUUCAUAGCCAAUUGUAGGGGUGGCAUACGGUUCGGUAAAACCGAACCGAACCGAAUUCAAACCGAACCGAAACCGAAUAACAUUACUUCGGUUCGGAAUUCGGAAGAGAAAAUGGUAUAUUUCGGAAACCAAGGUCCUUUCGACCGAACCGAAUUUCCGAAUUCCGAACCGAUUUUCCGAAUUACUAUAAUUGCAAGUUCCUAAUGGUGAAUUUUUAUGUUUGUACUUUUUAUGAGACUUAAAUAUUUGAAUUAUGUUAGUGUUUUAUGAGUUAUGUGUUGAAAUGUUUAAUUUUAUCAUUGAUGAUGCAUUUAAUUGCAUAUUUAUUGUUUACAUUAGGGGUGAAAAAUAAUUUAAAAGAGAAAAAAUACAAGCUAACCUCACAAUUUCGGUUUUUCAUACAAAACCGAACCGAAUUAUAAUUCGAUUUGAACCGACCGAACCGAAUUAUAAUUCGGUUCGAAUUCGGUUUGAGGUUUGAUGGAACUCGGAAACCCGGUAUACAUUAUUUCGGUUCGGUUUGAACCGAACCGACCGAAUGCCCACCCCUAGCCAAUUGAAUAAGAUGCAGUUUGAUCU